Molecule: messenger RNA, 932 nt
Organism: Camponotus floridanus (Florida carpenter ant)
Lineage: Eukaryota; Metazoa; Arthropoda; Insecta; Hymenoptera; Formicidae
Gene: Polr3G
Product: DNA-directed RNA polymerase III subunit RPC7-like
Exons: 2
Coding region: 201-863 (220 amino acids)
Biological process (GO): transcription by RNA polymerase III
Cellular component (GO): RNA polymerase III complex
Source: RefSeq, a predicted model, not a curated record
AACUGGCCUGCGGCGAGGAAGAAGUCACAUGUCCUUCCUGCUCUCUCGUAAUUAAAGUAAUUUAUGAUAAAGAAUUAUUUCGCGCUAAACAAGAGGAACUUGAGAAAAAAAGCGAAAAGAAGGAAUUGACAGCGCAAAAAGUUUGAAGCUUGAAAUAAAAUUAUUGUUGAAAUAUUUCUUGAGGAUCAUAUACAAUCAAAAUGGCAGGACGUGGCAAAAUAAAAUCAGGUAUGUCUUUCUCUAUGGAGCAAUUGGGCUUCUCUAAAGGAGAAAUGUUACCAACACCAGUUUUGCAACCAUCACCAAGUUAUCCCAUGUUAGAUCAUAAGGCUUUACCAGUACAGAUAACAACUGAGAUGGGUUAUUUAGUAGAAUUAAAGAGAGCUUUCACUGAGUAUAUGCGGGAGUCGUCAAACAAUGUGCAAGCUGUUAUAUUGAACGAAGAUAUUGAACGAUAUUGUGAGGAUUAUGAAGAGGCUAUGACAAGAUAUAAUACAUUGGAAUAUGAAUCAAAUUAUGAUUGGAGUAGAAUGCCGAUGGAAUUAAAAUCAUCUCGAAAGCGUAAAAUCCAGCAACAAAGUGUGAAGCCAAGUAAGAAAAGGAAGGUCAAGGUGGAAUUGGACAUUGAAACAAAACUGAUGGAAUUGGAGAAAGAGGAAGAUACAAAGCGGCUUGAUAUAGAGGAAGAAGUGGAAGAAGAAGAAGAGGAUGAAGAUCAGGAAGAGAAGACAAGUGAACGAGUGAAAGAUGAAGAAGAAGUAGAUGAAGAAAUGGAUGAUGGGACUGAUUAUGCAAAUGAAUAUUUUGAUACUGGUGAAAAUUAUUACAGUGAAGACGAUAAUGAUGAUGUAGCUGUUUUUUGAUAUGUAAAUUUAAUGUAUUCUCAAUUUUAGAAUUAUUAAUCUCUCACUAAAUUUGAAUAAUGUAAAUGU